AUACACAGACGGUCGUGCGGGGGUGGGUUGGAGCUGGCAAGCGGCGGCUCGGUCGAUCAGGCACGCGCCUUCAUCCGCGAUGUCGGGCACCCGAUCGGCGACAGCGGCGGCCGCGGCUGCAGCCGCGGCGGCGUCCAACGACCGCGCCCCUCACCCGGCGGCUGCAGCGGGCGGCGGCCUGAAGCGGCUGCGGAGCGAGCCGGGCGGCAACCGGGUGACGGUGGUACUGGGCGCGCAAUGGGGGGACGAAGGCAAAGGCAAGGUGGUGGAUCUCCUAGCCACCGAGGCCGACGUCGUCUGCAGGUGCCAGGGUGGAAACAAUGCAGGUCACACAGUGGUUGUUGAUGGGAAAGAAUAUGAUUUUCACCUCUUUCCUAGUGGUAUAAUUAAUCCCAAGGCAAUUUCUCUUAUUGGUAAUGGAGUAGUUAUACACUUACCAGGCUUAUUUGAAGAAGCUGAAAAAAAUGAGAAAAAAGGUUUAAGAGAUUGGGAGAAAAGACUUAUUAUAUCAGACAGAGCGCACAUUGUGUUUGAUUUUCACCAGGCAGUUGACGGACUUCAAGAAGUGCAGCGGCAAGCACAAGAGGGGAAAAACAUUGGCACAACCAAGAAAGGAAUUGGACCAACCUAUUCUUCCAAAGCUGCACGGACGGGACUUAGGAUCUGUGAUCUUCUUUCAGAUUUUGAUGAAUUUUCUGCAAGAUUUAAGAAUCUGGCUCACCAGUACAAAUCAAUGUUUCCUUCUUUAGAAGUGGACAUAGAUGGGCAACUGAAAAAACUAAAGGGGUAUGCUGAAAAAAUAAGACCAAUGGUCCGAGAUGGUGUGUAUUUCAUGUAUGAAGCACUGCAUGGCCCUCCGAAGAAAAUUCUUGUGGAAGGGGCCAAUGCGGCACUACUUGACAUCGACUUUGGCACAUAUCCUUUUGUGACAUCGUCAAAUUGCACCGUGGGAGGUGUGUGCACUGGGCUUGGCAUUCCCCCUCAGUAUAUUGGAGAAGUCUAUGGUGUGGUGAAGGCCUACACAACACGAGUGGGAAUUGGAGCCUUUCCUACUGAACAGAUAAAUGAAAUUGGAAACCUCUUACAGUCCCGAGGCCAUGAGUGGGGAGUAACCACAGGCAGAAAAAGACGCUGUGGCUGGCUAGACCUGGUCAUUUUGCGAUAUGCUCAUAUGAUCAACGGAUUCACUGCUCUGGCAUUAACAAAACUGGAUAUUCUGGAUGUCCUUGAUGAAAUCAAAAUUGGUGUUGCUUACAAGCUGAAUGGCAAAAGAAUUCCAUAUUUUCCAGCUAACCAGGAAAUACUACAGAAAGUGGAGGUGGAAUACGAAACAAUGCCAGGAUGGAAAACUGACACAACAAAUGCCAGAAAAUGGGAGGACCUUCCACCGAAGGCACAAAAUUACAUUCGGUUUGUGGAAAACCAUGUUGGAGUGGCAGUUAAAUGGGUUGGAGUUGGAAAAUCAAGGGAAUCUAUGAUCCAGCUCUUCUAAAUGUACAUAGGACCUCAGCGCCAAGAAACACAGUUUAGUGUUCAUCUGUUCCUUUCUGUUCCUGAGCUUGGAUGAAGAUGCUGUUAAAAUCAAAAAGCUCUUCCUAGACUAUAAUUAGACGUAUCUUGUACUGUCAGUUUCAUAUAAAACGAAUCAGGAACUCAGAAUAAGAAUGUGAGAGAUUUGUGGAUGGGAAAUUUUAAGGUCACAUUUGAAAAGUGACAGAUACAUAUGGAAUUAUUCUUAAACACACUACCAGUACUGAAAUUUAUGCCAGAUUGUAAAAGACUGUAAACCGAAUAUUCAUGUUCCUAUGUCAGGGAGUGAGAAAGUGGCAGCAGAAAAUGUACUUACUGGCUUUCAAAAUUAGGCUGGUUAUAGUUCAGAACAUUUCUUUAAAAGCUAGUAGAACUAAGCCAUCCUUUUCAAGUCCAGCAGUUGAAGCAAAUGUACUUGUGGAAACUGAUUUGUGUAAGUAAAAGUUCUUUAAAUAUAAAAUAAGGAGAGGCAAAUGAGGUUAUGUCAUAGCAAGAGGAGGUAAGCCAGUCGCAAACAGCAUUAGUUGGGAGUGGGUCAAACUGGAGAUAGCUGAGUGACCUUGAGAUAAAGAACUUCCUUUCAGAUAUUUCCCAGUGGACACUCCACGUGAAGCUCUUCCAAGGUGCUGCUUGUUUGCCUUAGUGUGCAACAGGCAGGGAGAAAAACCACAGCAAAUUUUAAAAAUAUAGGGAGUUGCAACGGGAGAAAAAGUCACUUUUGCUGCUGUGGUGUCAUCUGUGCCUGUAUUUUGCUAAUCAGCACUAGGACCACAAUCGCUUGUGGCACUUUGGACGGUCCCUAAAGUACAGUACACUGAGCAGAUGUACCAAUCAGGCACCAGCCUUGAAGGGUGCUUCCAGAUGGAGGGCUCCUUUUGUUGCCAGUCAAAAGACAUUGUGCAGCUAUACCAUCUCUUCUUCCUUAACAUACUUUUUAAAAACCUGAUAAAAGACAGAAGUAGUGGUGGGAAAGUCGGAGAGGGCUACAAAAUGAAUUUGCUUGGAUUACCCAUAAAAUUCCAUGAAUGAAGCAGUGUGACUGCACAGUAAAAGCCUCAUCUGGAAGUGACCUUUAGCAGCACAGAUGCUGAAAAGCUAGGAAGUCUGAUGGGGAGAAGAAUAAGUUCCCCAGGAAUGAGCUGGCUGGCCGGUUCCUCGUUGUAGCCCCACCAACAUGCCAGGGAAUGCACAAUAACCCCCAACUUAAUUUUUUAAGAACUGUGAGCUAGUUCCCAGCCCUUUAAAUGGGGAGGAAGAUUGGGGAAUUUCUUGUCACUUCUGUAUAUUGUUUUGAGGAUGCAAGUUACCAACAUGCUGAUGUUUUGAUGUUGUAGUUUAUCUUGCUUUUAAGGCAGUACUUCAGAAAUAGAGGCCGUGUGUUUGUUUGUGAGAUGUAAAUUUAAGAACAGACUUCAUGUUUUUACAUUACUACUAAAUAUCCCAUGCAAGGCAAAAAUCACCAGUAUAUGAUUCAUGGGUUGUGCAUAUACCCAAACAUCUAACAUGGACUAUGAACUUCUACUGGGAUUCUGAGUGCCACAGGCAUUUUAGCUCCAGAGUGAACACACUAGUGGGUGCACCCGGACCACUCAUGGAGCGUGAGCUGCCCUUCCUCACAGAUACACUUGAGAAUCUCAGCUAGGGGGGAAAUCUUAGUAUAUGUGGAAGCUCCAUGGGCACAGUUGUGUGCAUGAGUCAGGGCUGUUUCUUUCAAACGUGGUAGUAUCUUUUUAAAGAUGGCAAGAAAUCUUCUUAGGCAUUUUACUUGCAAAUCUCUACAGCAGUAUGUUGAUCUAGAGCUUGCAUAGUAGUUAGAGGGCCGAGUUAAACACCAGGAAGUCCCUGGUUUGAAUUUUACCUCUGCCAUUAACUCACUUGGCAGCUUUGGACAAGCCUUAGUCCUUCCCCUCCUGUCUGCAAUAAGUGGAGAGGGGUCAUAAUAUUGACCUAUCUUACAAAGCUGCUGUAAGGAUUGUAGUUACAUAAUGCAAGGGAAGUGCUUUGAACACUUGAAAGCACAAUCAGGAUGCUAAGCAUUAUGAUCCUUGACAAUCUCAUCAUGACCAAAACAGUUAAAGUUAGAUAAACAAGAUCUCAAGAACAGCAGCUAAUGUGUAUUUAGUUUAGUUCCUCUCGAUUAUUCUUCUUUUGUGUACACGUUGGGUCUUUUUUAGCUGCAAUGCAGUACAAUUGUCUUAAACAGUGUGGGGGGAUGUAGGUUGAUUCUUCCUUAAUGGUAGAAACUCAAGCACAGAAAACUCUGCAUUUAACUUUUUCUUAAUUGUUACAUACAAUUCAAUGCAGAGGCAAGCAUGCUUAACUGCUGUAAAAGAAAUUGGGUGUUCUGGUGUAUUGGAUAGUGAUCACUUAAUUACUGGGCUCCACAGAAGCAUUUGCUCUAAGAUAAAUUUAUUUUUUUUCCUUCUGAGGGGCAGUCCUUUGUGCCUCGUCAGGGGCUGCUGUGAAAAUAGAAAUGCCCUGUGAUUAAGCAGAAGCAAAUCUUGCCCAUCUCUUGUUCUUGGCCAGUGCCUCUGCCUCAGCUUGCCAAGAAUAACAUGGCACAUGAUACUUGCUUUACCUACCUCAUAUAGUCAAAAGUAGGUUCUAGCUUGGUGCAUGCCAUGAUAAACAUGUUCGUCUAAGAUGCCGCAGGAUUCUUUGUAUUUCCUGCAAGACUGCUCCAGAAUACCUCCUGUUGGUUUUUAUGAGAAUCCUCUAAGUCUCCCUUUGACUUUUGAAAAGAUUUAACUGUUAUGUAGACCAGGUGAAGAACAUUACUCAGAUUCUAAUGUUUUGUAAAUCACUUCUAAAAGUACUGAUUAUGAGUGUGGAUCUGGGAAAGCUUCUGUCAAGCAGUGUGCCUUUCUGAAAGGCUCCAGUCCUGUCAGAAAUGGUUCAGGACCCUUCCCUUAACCUACAGUGCCUCAGUAUAUAUGCAUCUAAGGGAAGUUCACCAGCGUGGCCUUUACCCUGUAUUAACAAGACUGGCUCCACUGCAAAUCAGUUACUUGCUCACAAAGUUCUGUGGUUGUGUUCUGUGCCUCUUGAACAAAUCUAGCUUUAUAUUUGAAAUGCCAUUGCUGUCCUUAUUUUUUUUUUUUUUUUGCAUCGCCCAGAUGCAUUUGUCAAUAUAUUACUCAUUUGCUGCAUGCAGAGUAUAAUGAUGGUGGGGUGGGGGGCACCUCUCCAAAAGAAAUCCUUGUAUACAAGUUGUGGAAAUACAGCUGAAGGCAUUAAGUGUUCCCAUGCAAGACCCAUUCGAAUGAAUGGAUACUGCAUACGAACAUUUUGGUAGCUUUUGCUCCCUUCUACGGAACUCCUUAUCAGGCCUUUCAGUUUGCACAAAAUCACAGCUGACCUUUUGUUCCCGCAAAUUUAUUCUGUUUAACUGUUAUAAAUAGAGAACUUUAUUGAACUGAUGGUUUAUUUUAUUGGAAAUGUUUGUUCCCACAAAGUAAUAGCACUGAGUAAGUUUUAAAUAUUUAUUUAUUGAGGAAUUAUUUUACAGUCCACUGGAUGAUACACACCUUAAUCAGAAAUGUGUUUGAUGUGAACAACGCAUAUUACUCUCUUGAUGUUUCCUGUUAAACAUUAUAUUGAACCUUUACUUGGAAUUGGGUUAUAAUAAUUUAGAGUCACUUUGUUCAGUGUACAGGUUAACUGAAAUUUUAAUAGUCUGAAACAAAAUUCUGUAAUUGAAUUAAUGAGGGGAAUGGCAUGAAAAGACACUAAAACGUCUUAAGUCAUACAUCACAGCAAGUACAGUGAAAAGGUUUUACAUCUAACACAUUUAUGCUCUCUCCGUCACCCUGUUGCUGAUGUCAUUGGGUGUACACUGCUCAACAAAUGCACUACAAGUGUUCUCAAUCAUUUUUGUACAUUGGAAAUGGAGCUGUAGCCUUUUAUCUUGCAGCUCUUUCUUUUGCUUAAUAAAGUCUUACAAGAUAAAGGGG
Messenger RNA from Varanus komodoensis (Komodo dragon), 5483 nucleotides. RefSeq names its product adenylosuccinate synthase 1 (gene ADSS1). Lineage: Eukaryota; Metazoa; Chordata; Lepidosauria; Squamata; Varanidae. Gene Ontology annotation, cellular component: cytoplasm. The transcript has 13 exons. Gene Ontology annotation, biological process: 'de novo' AMP biosynthetic process; IMP metabolic process. Gene Ontology annotation, molecular function: GTP binding; adenylosuccinate synthase activity. The record is from RefSeq and is a predicted model, not a curated record. The coding region runs from base 80 to 1492 and encodes 470 amino acids.